AUGUUUUCCCUUUAUCUGAUUGGCUGGUGUGAUGACUUUGGUUUUGAUAUUGCGACACCCGGUCGAAAUGUGCUCAAUCUUGCAGAAUGUUCCAAUUACAGUUUUCUCAAUGAGUCAAACAGGGCACAAACGUUUUACAGAGGAAAAAGAUCCCUGUGUGACAGAGCUUUACCCACUGGCUGGUACAGAUUUGGAGGAGAGGCUGGACAACAAAUGCCAGAGUCUUGUGUGGACUUAAGACACUGUGGUACAAUUGCGCCGGGAUGGCUCAACGGAACACACCCCUUGGUGGGGGAUGGGGCUGUUGAAAGGAAGGUGUGUUUUCAUGCACCAAGCGGGAACUGCUGUAAAUUGUCUACAGAUGUCCUUGUCCGAAAUUGUGGAGGGUUUUAUGUUUACAAGCUUAAUAAAACACCCCAGUGUGACCUGCGUUACUGCGGCAACGGAUCAUACUCAGAGCAAGGUAAUUUCGUGAAUUUCAUGAUUGUAAGUUUGGCUAAUACAAAUUAGACCCCAGAUUCUGCAAAUUGUGAAGGCGAAUGGUGCAUGUGAUACUUUUAACUUCUGGGUACAAGAAAUCUUUUUAUGUAAUUCUUGGCUUAGUCCUCCUCCAGUGAUUGUAAGUUGAGCAGUCGGCCACAGCUGAAAAGCUGGUAGCAGUCACUGUUUGCAAUUUCACCCUCAGGAACGAGAUGGGAGGCGUAGAUGGAACCCCCACCCCAGAUUUUGUUAUGAUCACAGCAAGAAUUUGAGAACAUCUUACCAUAAAUGAAUAGUCUGUUAUGAAUCUGCAAGUUGAGAGGAAAAUCUAUUCUUAUGCAAAUUUAAGUGCGUUAGUCUGUAACUUUCGAACUUUCGUCGGCCACUUCAUUCCUUUGAUUUGGCUGAAAUUUGGCAUGAAGUCUUAAUUUAUGAUCCUAAUCACGAAAUGGAUAUUAAAAAGUUCCAGUAAUUUUUGCUUGCCAAAAAACGGGAAAGUGCACUUGGUCUGCCCAUACUUGCCCGCCAAUAUGGCAGAUCGAAGGUGAUUUUUUUUAAUUCAACUCGAGUCCUAUCGUAAAGAUUUCUCAAAAUCUCGUGAUAUCCGUGAAACGAUCUUCCCUUUCCCUUAACAUUUAUUUAAAAAAACAUGGCAAAUGUCUGGUUUAACAAUAUAUGAUCCCAACGUUCUAAGGUCACUUUUGGCCGCCUUCAACAGUGACUGGAAAAAUUGACCCCAACUUAGUAACCGAAUACCUCCAGUGUUAUCUCGAUCCAGGGGUUACCGUUUACUGUGAACAGCGUUUGUUCAUAGAUGAACAGAUUUCGUAAACAAAAAAAUGGGGGAAAUGAAACGGUCAAGGGAAAAAAUUAUCAACCCGUACUGACCUGGCCAUGUUUGGGACCUGGUCCUAAAAGCUCUUAAAUCAAUUUACGAUAAGAAGAAAACGGUUAAAGUACAUUUAUCGUCCGGAAAGUUUCCUAAUAGUAUGGAAAUAUCUUUUGAUUUAACAUAAACGUGAUGAUAUUCGAGCGAAAUUGUUGUAAUGGUAUGAUUUUAGGUAACUAAUUGAAUUUAGACAAGCCACGCGCAGUUAUGCUUAAAGUUUAAUUCGCUUACCGUUUUGAGAACAAAGGAUUUUGUGAAAGAAACGUUCUUGUCAAUUGUUAUAUACUAUUGGUGGUAGCAGUUGGUCAUUUAUUUUAAUUAAAUCGCUGCAAACUUAAGAUUAAUGAUACAGUACUUACAUGUCGCACAACCGGUUUCGUGGAGGAUAUGCAAAUUUAUCAUGUUUUCCAACAGGAGUCAGUGUAUCAUUUCCUCAAGUUCGCAGCAUAAGAAAAACCCCAACCUUUGAUAAGUCCAUUGGAGUAAUUUUCAUUUAUAUCAAAAGUAAGCCUUAAAUACCAACGUAAUACACUCUGGCAGUGGCCACACACACGAAACGGAAUGUGGUUUGAGAUAGACAUCAAUUUGAACUCGUGAGAAUGCACAAGCAUCAAGUUUAUUCUUGAGUCUAAAAGUGGAAAUUUAUUGCUUUACUUGAGGAUCCUGUUUAGAUAAGGUUAGUGGUUUUUUAUCAUUUUAUUCUCCUUCAUACUUACAAGUACAAAAAUUGAAAUUUGUUUUGAUUUUGUAGCGAACACUGAGAUGUUGGUUUCAAUGAGGUAACUGGAAAAGUUCUCGUUUUUGACAGAAAGCCAAACUUAUUAUGUCAGUGAUUAACGUCCCUUUUUACUUCAGUUUACUUUCCAGUUCUUUGCAUGAAGAGAAUGCUCCAGAAUAAUGUUAGUCAAGAGCGGUUUCUCGAGGUUUGCUGAGGAUAGUUUCGGACAUACCAUGCAGUCGAGUGAGUGCAUAUCCCUUUCACGAUGUACUCGAGACAUAAAGCCUCAUUUAUGGGGCUUACACGUUGUUGAUGCGUCUUUGAGAAGUGAAAUUCAAUUACUGUGGGCUAGAGUAGGUACCGAGACAGAUUUCAUGCUCAUGCAUUAAUGAAUUCGAAACUUCAACUUCCCUCCCCCGUGGAAAUUGAACUCUUGAAAAUUAGUUCUUCAAAAUCCAACCUCAGGGGCCAGAAUUAUGUUCAUAUGCCCUACCCAAGUUCAUUUUUUUUUUAAAAAGGAAAACUCGGGGAACUCACGGGAAUUUUACUGUCGUCCGUGCCUGGGGAAUGGGAAAUUUGAACCUUACGUGGCUUGGGUUGGGAAUUUGAACUGGAAAUGUCAAGUCUUUCUAGAGGGUUAAAGAAGUAAUGGUCUGCAAGGUCUAGAGUUUUUAGAACUCGGUAAAUGAGUAGAAAAUCACGGAUUUGAAUUUGUUUUGUCGAUUUGACAAGCUUUUCAAAAGCGAUUUGUCUAAAAGAUAUCGAUUGUGAAUAUUUUUUCGGAUAUGCAAAAUACUUUUGGAUUGUCCCUUUUCGGCUUCCGUGCCUCUCAUUGCCAUCAAAAAAUAAAUGAAAUAUGGUUUCUUAGGACUUGGGUCUUAACUUCCGUUUUCGCUACAACCGACUGUUCAGUGAUGAACAAGGAUUCAAUUCGAAUUCAUAGUUUCGUUCCUCAUAUAGAUUCGGUGUAAAGCUUGUUUAAAGCCAUCGAAAGAAGUUUUUAAAAAAAUCCUUCACGAACUGCCUCUCAAAGCAAAAUAGAUCUUAGAGCAAACUCAAUUAACGAUGACGCGCGCAUUCCAACGAGGUGACGUUUACCUCAAACAACACUCAAUUCAUGUCUGUGCCCUUAAUGAGGGCGCUUUAUGUGUGCAUUUUGCGCUCACCGUUGGUUUAAAAAAAUUUGCAUGGAAGUAUCCUGAAAAGUUGGGUUUCCUCUAUACUGAUAAGGCAAUUGAAACAUACGAAAAACGAAAUUAAGACCUAUUCAAAAACAUGAUGUAAUUUACGUAAUAUCUAACGAAGGAUAUCUAAACUGUUGGCGUGACCAGGAGGAUCAACUGCAAAUGUAACCUAAAGGCUCAGAUUUUGAGCAAAUCACCAUUCACCACCAAAUAAACUAGGUUGGAAUUCACAAGAAUCUUUUCUUUUCGAAAUUUUUCGUUCUCAAAACGGUAAGCGAAAUCAACCCUUCCGAGCGUUAAUACUGGAUCGAUUGUUUAUAUUUAUUGGGUGACCAAAUAUUUAUCCCAUUGCGACAAUGUCGCCCAGACAUAUUUACUUUUGCCCAAAAUCAAAAGAUAUUAGGAAACUUCUGGAAUUUGCUUUCAUUCUGGUCGAAAUAAGUACUUGGACUUUAUUUCUGACUGGUAAGCUGAUUUAGGAGCUGGUCCCAAACAUAGCUAAGUCAUCAUAGAUUAAUAAUUUUUCUCCUUUGACCUUUAAAUUUACCCCAUUUUUUAUUAAUGGAAUCAAUUCAUCCAUAAACAAAUAUUAUUUCAAUUAAAUGGCAACUUCUGGAUCGAGGUAACAUUGGAGAUAUCAGACUAACAAGUUGGGUAAAUAUUUUACUGUUCAAGGCGGUGCAAAACGACCUUCGAACGUUGACAUAACCUGUAAUUAAAAUCUGUCAUUUCCAACGUUUUUUCCCAUUAAUGUUAUGAAAAAGGGUAGACCUUUUUAUUUAUUUCAAGAGAUUUUAGGAAAUCUUUACGACAGGACUGGAGUCGAAGUUAUAAGAACACCUUCUAUACGCCAUGUUAGCGGGCAAGUACGGGCGGACUUGGUCGGCUUUAUCGAUUUUUUGCUAAGAAAAAACAACUGGAACUUUUUAAUACCCAUUUCGUGGUUAGGACCCUAAAAUUAGCCUUCAUGCCAAAUUUCAGCCAAAUUGGUAAGGUUACGUGGCCGCGAUUUUUUUUUAAAGUUCGAAAGUUACAGACUAUUGUUCUUUAUAAACUGCUCAGUUGGGGCCGUAAUAUCACUCUGUAUAGGACAAUUUCUUUUUCUGGAAAAAAAUAAUAUUUUCUGACUUUUAGGAGGACCUUAUGAUAAGCGUGCUAAAAAUAAUUUUCCACUUAACCGCCAUUUUCUCAAACUUCGCUUUCCCUCGAAGAAUGUUCCACUUACAAGUUGCUGAACGAAUCUAACAGAGCGGAAACAUACAACCCGACUUCAUUCAUGCACCUUUGUGACAGAACACUUUUUGGCUGGUACAGAUUCAGCGGAGAGGCUGGUUUUAAAAUGGCUGAACAUUGUGUCAGCAAAGGUCGUUGUGGUACUUUUGCACCUGGUUGGCUCAGUGGGACCCAUCCUACUUUAGCUGAAGGUGCUGUUGAACGUAAAGUGUGUUUCCAUUGGUCUGCCUGGAUGAGUGAUUGCUGUUCGUUUUCAACAUUCAUCAAAGUUCGCAAUUGUGGAAAGUUUUACGUCUACAAAUUAAGGCCGCCACCUGUUUGUUCAUUGCGCUAUUGUGGCAAUGGGUUAUUUAAAAAAGGUGAGAAAUUCUCAAAUAUAAAAAUUCAUGUUAUAUUGAUACAACUGUUAAUUUUGUUUUAACUUUCUCUAUUAUUUAAAACUUAAUGCGCUGCACGAAAUUGUGAAAUCCAUUUGGUCGACCAGGGUUUCUUAUCAGCCUCAAUAUGCUACGUUCAUGUUUAAACAACUUCGGUGUUCAGGUUUUCGAACCUUUCAUGAUCUUUAAACAGCACUUUUCACAUUGGAUUCUUGAAAUACGACGAGGAUCGGUUGCGCUCUUUGCGCCCAAAAUCUGAUUGACAAAUCAUGAGAUUCCAUGGUGCCGCUCGUCCGUUAAGAGUAAGAAAGAGUCACACUAAAAUGACCUUGACUUUGUAAGUAUUCCCUCUUUCAUUUUAGAGUUAACAACAGAACCAGUAACGUCGCAUAGGAGUGUGGACAAUCAAGUUUCACAUACUAUGUCUUCCCCAACACAAGCUGGGAGAAUGACCACAGGUAUGCACUCACUUUUCUUGUGAAAGGCUCUGGGAAGAUGAACUGUAACGCUGUUGAUUCUGCGGCUCAAUUUUAAGGGCUUUUAUUUCAUUUUAGUUUUUUGUUCUACGAGUUUGGUAAAAUGAGUCUGCUCAAAUUCCUUCUUUUUAAUGAUUCUGACCACCAUGGCGAGUAGUAGAGGAAAGAGAGAGUGGAAGUGAUCAGAGUAGAAUGGAGACUGGACCUGAUCUGAAAUUGUAAACAGGCUGUUCAUUAUAUGCACAAUUUUGUAUUGCCUGGUUGGUGGAAUUUAGCACUAUGAACAUGUAGAAAAUAAAUGUAGUACCUUUCUUUCGCAUGCGUUCUUCAGCUACAUUUAUGCCCCGUCUGUAAGACUGAACAACAUAUACCACAGUUAUCAACGAUCAUGGGGCUCGAGCGAAUUUUCAUAUCUGUAUAAAAAAUUAGCUAAAACUGGGCACACGUCUUUAUCAUAUUUUCUUGUUGAUUCUUUUUUAGCAUCGACAACCGUUCUAUCAGAGGAAAACAAAAGCGCCAAACCGAAUAGAGGACCAGUCUUGACAAGAUCUUGGCCGACAACUAACUUUUCUCAGUCCACGUCGUUUACACAAAAAUUACCAUCAACUAAAAGACCUUUCGUAGGUAAAGCACCGUAGUGGCUGGGAUGAGAUUUUCUUAGUCUGAAUAGGGAAACCUGAUAAAUUGCAUGCUGCGGGUUACCUGCGAUAGACAAGUACUACAUCCAGGAUCUGAGUUCUAGUGUUAGUCUUAGUAGCUUUGUGCACAAGAAACCGUGACAAGCUCUGGUCCAUAGGUUACAGGGCAGAUGUGGUCCAUAGGCGACAUGUCAGGUGUUCAAACUCAGUUUAAUAUUAAUAAUAUUUAACAAAAUUCGGUGAGCGAAAAUUUAGAGUAUUGAACGGCUUAUCUCCUAAACUUCACCCUCAUCGAUUGAUUUUAAAAGCAUAGUUUUUGGAGAACAAAAAUUUGUCUUUGUUUGCGGCGUUCAUCACUGUCUUUAUUCUUUUUUUACUUUGUUUCCUUAUCCUCUUUUGACUCACUCGCUUUCGUCUUUGUCCAUUUAUGUACAUGUAUUUAUCAAUAUUUAUGUUUCGUCUUAAAAAUCAAUACAUUCCCGUAAGGCACCGUGAGGUUAACCCCAGAUGAAAAUGAUGGGCAUGGUUGUUUUUCUCCAUAGAGUUCAAAUCACUGAAAACUCCGCCAUUAAUCAUUCAUGUUUUUUUUUAAGUCAUAGAAGAAUCAGCCUCCAGAAUUCCUUUCAAAAUAAUCUGGGGACUAGUCGGUGCACUUGCCUUAGCCAUACUAGUUACGAUUAUUGUUAUUUUUGCAAAACAAAUCAGACGGAAGAGAAAAGAGAAUGUCAACAAGGUAUAUUAACAAAUUAUAAUUUAUUUGCUUUGCCUUCUCUACUGAUUUUAAAGUGGUUAUUUUUUGUUUUCAUGAAAUGAAAACUGACUUGAUUGACGUUUUGGAAAGUUAUCCUUCGAUGCUCUUUUAUUUCUAGGGGAGGAUCGGUGAAAAUGAUAUUCACAUGGUUGAAGUUACAACAGAUGUAAUCAACCAUUUAAGAAGUCUUGGCCGGCAAUUUUCCACAGGACAGCUGGAUACACCCCGCGCAGUCGUAGACGAAGUAUUGGUAGUUGAUAAUGAGACAUAUCUAAAGCAAAUGGGAAUUGACAGGAACUGGGAAAUUCCUCGAGAAAAACUGGAAAUAACGGAAGAAAAACUUGGUGGAGGAGAGUUUGGAGUCGUAAAAAAGGGAAGCUAUAUCAGGAGAGAUGGUCAGAAACUGCCCGUUGCUGUUAAAAUGUUGAAAGGUUAGACAUAAUCAAAAGUUAUAUUCGCUCUCUCCUUUUUUCUUGCAGAACCAAACAAAGCUUUAAGACUUUUUGACGACUUUUUGUUGACUUUUUGAUCAAUUUUUGUUAUUUAAGAACCCAUGGUGGGUACGAUUAAAACCUUCGCAUUAUCAUUCACGGCCUGUACAAUUAGCUGUGUGUUUUGGCCACAUGCCCCUAAGAGACCGAUUUUUCUAACACGGUGCAGUCUAUUAGUCGCAAUAAAACUUUUCUGCUUGUUAACCAUGUUGAAUAGCCAGUACUGAGGAAAAAAAGCAAACUCUUCGUGAAUUUUCGAUGCACUGAAAUUUUGCUUUUUUUUGCUUCUUUUUUUUUUUUUUUUUAACAGAUAACACAGAUGAAAAGCAGCGCAUUGGUCUGAUCCAUGAGUUAGAAAUUCUUAGGAAAGUUGGUCGCAAUUCAAACAUAGUGAGCCUCGUUGGGGCGUGCUCAUUUGAAGGUAUUACACGAAAAUAAAGCUUUAAAGGCAAGAACAAUUUUGUUGAAUUUAUAUAGGGGUCAUUUACCAUAUUGCGUGCCUGUAAGUAAGCUUACUUCAGCUAUGAAUGCAAAGAUUUGAAUUUUAUGGCAGUGACUUAUCAGAUAUAAUUGUGUUUCCCUGCAGAAACGACCGAGUGUGGUCGGGAAAAUUAAUAUACGUUAGGAAGAGUUAGAUGCAUGAAAAUCUGUUUGACUUUUAGUUAAGUUACAUGUAAACCGAGUUUCUCUUAAUUAUUAGAAAUAAUUGAACGAAGGAAUAAAUAUGUGUGGUGGGUAUGCCAAUUGAGCAUAAACAUUAUUGAUACAUACGUUUGUCGAUGGCGCUUUUAUUUCUGUCCUUAGAACCUUUGUGUGUGGUUGUUGAGUUUGUACCUGGUGGAAGUCUUGAUCAGAUUUUGCGUGACAGUCGAAUUCCUGUCGGGACAUUAGAUACAAAUUAUGUCAACGUUUGGUCGAAACUGUCCGAGAGGGAACUGUUAAAAAUUGCUUCAGAUGUUUCAAAUGGAAUGCGCCAUUUAGAAAGCAAACUGGUGAGUAAUAAUUUGUUGUGUGUACUCUUCUCGACUGACCUUGAAAUUCAGCUGCAGUUAAGAGAAUAUUUCGUACAAACGUGAGUUCGUAAAAAUUUACGGCCUUUUCGUUUUUGUGCGACGGUGGUGUAAAGGAAAUUAAAAAGGCACUCACCUUCGGAUUUUAACCAUUAAGCUACAAUGGUCUUUGCACUGCGACAAGGUGCAAAAAUACCUUUUUCCCUCACUACGUUCGUCCAAAUGAAAAACAUUUUCCUUCUAAUUCGGACAGAAGAUAGACAAACAGAGACAUAAAGAAACUACAGUAAAUACAAGUUGGGUGGCUUUACUGAGCUUUUUGGACUCUCUUUUCAUUUUCCGAGAAAGAGGAAACAUACGUAUGUUUUAACUAACCUGUGCGUCUUUCAUUUGUUAUGGGUUCAGUGCGUUCAUAGAGACUUGGCUGCUCGAAACGUUUUGAUCGGUGAGGGACUGGUAGCAAAGGUGGCAGAUUUUGGAAUGUCACGUGACAUUUCUCAAGAUGGAGCUUACAUUAAGUGCACCGAGGUACAUAAACGUCUAUGUCACUUUUUUCAAUUUCUUUUUAAACUUUUUAUUUGCAAGUCCAUGAAAAAAAAAAAUAACAACAAUAAUUUACAGUCUUGUUUUUUUUAAAAAAUGGAUAUACCGGGGUUACACCUUACUUGUAUUCUCAAAUGCAAAAUUACAGGGCAAAAUCCCGUGGCUAUGGAUGUCUUUGGAGAGUUUUAGGGGAAUCUACACCACGAUGUCUGAUGUGUGAGUAGCGGCCUAUUUUAUAAUUUGCCAUACCGUUCAUACCUUAAAAAUAAAAAAAAAUUUCAAUUAAAUGUCAUCGUUUUCCGAGGAAGAUGCUAAACAGGUACGAGAAAGUCGAGUCGUCAUCAGCAACGCUCAUUCACAUUUGGUUUUUGGUGUCUCUGGAUGUCUUGCUCUUAUUUUUAUUAUUGAUCAGAACACGAUAAAUUUGUCAGAAUCAAAUCAAAGUGUUCACGGUUUUCCAACACUUUGUCUUGUAUAAGGACUAUGAUAGGUUUCGAUCACCUUCAUCAGGUUCAAAAAGAAAGUGUUUUUACAUCAGCGGUGAAAUAAACAGACAAACAAACAAAAAUAACAUAACCAAAUGACACUAUACCUGGCAACUGCACCAUUAGCUCUGCCAAUACUAUAUUGACCUGUACAAUACGCAAUGUUAGUGAUUAUAUUCUUAGCCUUUGACUCGUUCUACCAUAACAAUGCUACAGUAGUUAGACGGUUGAUCAUACUUUUAAUUGCGAAGGUGCAGGCGUGCAUGAUUAUAAAAAGCACGAACGAUUAAACGAACUUAGUCCGGCCAAAAGACGCUAAUUUGUAACGCUGGAAUCUAAGAUACAGUAUUGUGUGUUUUUUUUCCAGCUGGUCAUUUGGUGUCGUUCUCUGGGAAAUCGUCACCUUGGGUGAGUGGAAACGUAAAAGUAGCAUCUUGCCUCUUUCCUGACCGUAGUCUUGCUCGGAUGCCUAAAAACCUUGAUGGCACAUUGAUAUGAAAGCAGAAUCAUGCUAAGAUGGUUUCUUUUAUACCAGGCAGCAGAAGACACUUCGAAAACAAAAUUAAACAUAAGUCAUACGUGUUAGACGAUGUAAAUUUGACUGAAUUGCCCUUAGAGAUUCUACUAACCUUGGACCUUCCGAUUACGUGUUCGAUUACUGUUCUAACUGCUCUGCAUGGCCACGGCUACAGCUCGUUGGCAUCUUAGGUCACAGUAUAGAUUCAAUUGAAAUGCCAGUAUUAAACGUCAGCAUGACGCUCCGAUCAGUAACGUCGAUCGCACCCUUUGAAGAGAGAUUUGGAAAAUGUGUGCCUGGUCAUUGAACAGAGAUGGAUUUUACCCUUUAUUAACGAUGAAUUUUCUUCUACAGGUGAGCAACCUUACAUCGGAAUUACAGGCAUUGUACAACUUUGUAGCUUACUACAGGAUGGAACGAGACUUGAGAAACCACCUCACUGCUCUAAACAACUGUAAGUUAUUUAAUUAAUAGGGAAGAUUUUAGGUUCCAAGCAUUGUAGCUGCAGGCUUUGCACCAUGACUGGGGGUUGUUUUUGUAACUAAAGUGCCCCAGGUUUUGUCCUGUGUUUGACAAAGAGCCUCAAGAAGUGAUUAUUUAUGCUGCAAGUCAAAGCUACAAAGAAUGUUCUCUUUUUUACAUAACAAUUAAAAACUGGCAGAUUUCAAGGCUGAUAACAUGAAAAUGGAAUGAAGCACUUUAAUAUCCUAUUGGUUGUUCGAUCAUUUAAAUCUUCUUAAGCCAAGCUCUUUGUUAUUGCCUAUCAUCCCUAGUUUUUGAAGUGUCGCCUAAGGCCUGUUGUUAGAAACAAUUUUAGGUGUUAGAAACCUAUGCAACCUUUUUCAUGUUUAGUCAUAAGAGGUGAUAUGUUACUUCAAUAUGCAACCCCUCUACUUUCAUUGCGUCCUCUUUAGGUAUGACAUUAUGCUAGAGUGCUGGCAAGAGAGACCAAAAGAUCGCCCAACUUUUAAAGAACUCCAUUCGAAACUUCACUCGAUCUUGUACGAGACCACGGUAUGGAUAAAUUACAAGUAAAAAACUCUAGAGCUGGCAUUAUAGUCGACCAAGAACCAACACCAAUGUUAUCGCAACCAUUAAUAGAAUAAGGCAGACAUCAUAAGUAGCCAAUGAGAACCCUUACAUUUAUUGCAAAAAGAUAUAUAUCGGCGAAACAGGAAGACGAAUUGGCGACCCAUCCCGAGAGCACCUCCGUAACGUAGAGGGGAAUGACAAAGACGCAUCCAAACCAGUCGCUAGACAUUUUAAUACCCCUAAUCACUCUAAGUGGCAUAUGUUAUGCCCAGUCUGUAGCUUUUCCUCGCAUUUAGGCAGUUCGGAAAGCCACAAAACUCUAAAAUAAAAAUUUAUCAGCACUCCUGAUCCCCACCAAGAGACUACGAACCGGCGGUUUACAAUCCCUCUUCCCCACGGAUUAUUUUCCCCACCAACUGAAAUUAUUUUGAUAAGUUACUCGGCAAUUAAAGCUAACACUGUAAGCUGAGUCAUCCGGCCGGUUAAGACUUCUACAGAAUGAAUAAAGGAGGAGUUUACUUUGUGUUACUUAUUAAAUAACUCAGGAAAGCCGCUUGAAAUAUGGUGAUAUAUUGAUUUCUUAUUACCGCAGGUUACGUACAUAAACAUUUCCUAUUCAGGGGGAAGAGGAGAUCACGCUGAUUUUCAAGAGCUCUCUGACAGCAAUAGAUGA
This is a messenger RNA of Pocillopora meandrina, 11497 nucleotides long. The record is from the annotation of a GenBank genome assembly. NCBI's taxonomy places the organism in Eukaryota, Metazoa, Cnidaria, Anthozoa, Scleractinia, Pocilloporidae.